Messenger RNA from Chenopodium quinoa (quinoa), 4064 nucleotides. RefSeq names its product G-type lectin S-receptor-like serine/threonine-protein kinase At1g11330. The coding region runs from base 659 to 3136 and encodes 825 amino acids. The record is from RefSeq and is a predicted model, not a curated record. Gene Ontology annotation, biological process: recognition of pollen; protein phosphorylation. NCBI's taxonomy places the organism in Eukaryota, Viridiplantae, Streptophyta, Magnoliopsida, Caryophyllales, Amaranthaceae. Gene Ontology annotation, molecular function: ATP binding; protein serine/threonine kinase activity. The transcript has 11 exons.
AGUAAGGAGAAUUUAGUUUGCUCUUCAUUUUCUCUCUUCUCGAAGCCCAAUUACUUGAAUUGCUGUUAUAUAGCUACGUUAGCACAAAAUCUUUUGGUUCUGGAACUUUUGACUCAGGUAUCAUUCAAGACUCAAGAAACAUUGAUGAUUUUUUUUUUUGUUUGUUUGUUCCUAUAAAUCACGUAUGAUUGAAAAUACUGAAAUACAGAUCACCACCAUAUGCUGCAAACUUUUCUACUGGGACAAUUGCAAGCAAUGUGCAAGAGAUUCAAAAUGGGCAACCCAAAAAAUAAGAACAUAAUACUCAAUUAAGGUAAUUACUUUAAUUUGUGUAUUUUUUGUAUGCACACCAACUGCUUGUUGAUUUGCCUCACUGAGAUUUUGUACAACACCAAUAAAAAUGAAGAAGUCCAAUUAUUUGAAAAGUCAUCAACUUAAAAAAAAAACCAUAGAGAAAGUUUGAAAACAAUACUAGUGUGACACGAAGACUGAACUUUGCUUCUUAAGAAAAGUCUUAACUCAGAGCUGAUAGUUGCUUCAAUUAGAUAAGACUUUUAAUGAGGAAAGACCAAAAAUUUGGGUGUUAAAUUAAAUUAAGGCAUAAGAUAAGCUCCAAAUAUUCUACCCUCUGAAAGUUGAUUGCUUUCUACUUGAUAUCAUGGCUUAUGUGAGUUAUGUCCUCACCCUUGUGCUCUUGUUCUCUUGGUUUUGGGUCUUUGAGCAAUUUGGUUCCGUUGGAGGAGAUAUUACAGCUACUCAGUUUCUUAGAGAUUCAGAAACACUGAAGUCUAGUAGAGGUUAUUUCAAGCUAGGAUUUUUCAGCCCUGUUAACUCAACGAAUCGCUAUGUUGGAAUUUGGUAUAAUAAGGAGGUUGUUGAUCAAUUAGAAGUGGUAUGGGUAGCCAACAGGGAAAACCCACUGAGUGAUUCUUCUGGGGUGCUUAAGAUAUCUGGGGAUGGAAAUCUUCAGCUUUUGGAUGGACAUAACAAGAGUAUUUGGUCAUCAGAGAUAAAAGAUAAUGCAGUAAAUGCUUCUGCUGCUCAGCUUUUGGAUACUGGAAACCUUGUUUUACUCUCAAAUGCCACUGGGGAUAUCAUCUGGCAGAGUUUUGACCAUCCUGUAAACUCGAUGUUGCCACUUAUGAAGCUAACCGUUGAUGAGAAAACAAAGACAAGAUCACUGCUUUCGUCUUGGAAGAGUGCUUCAGAUCCAUCAACUGGACGUUUCACUUCUGGUAUAUAUCACCGCAAGCUUACUGAAAUUUUCAUCUGGGAUGGUGACCGCCCUUAUUGGCGAUCAGGUCCUUGGGAUGGUCAUGUGUUUAUUGGAGUACGGUCUAUGUAUUACUUGGCACCAGUUAAAGGAUUUCAUUUUGAAGAUGACAAUGAAGGUGCAAUUAGUUUAUCAUUUUCUUCUGCGAAUGAUAGAGUUACGCAACACUAUGUAUUAACUCAUGAUGGUGUGGUGCUACAAAAAGAUUGGAAAGAUAAUAAAAGUGAUUGGAAAAUUUUAUGGCAGACGUUAGAAUCUGAGACUGAGUGUGAUAUAUAUGGAAAGUGUGGAGAAUUUGGGAGCUGUAAUUCACGUCGUUCACCAAUUUGUAGCUGCUUGAAGGGCUUUGAACCAAGAAAUCACGAAGAAUGGAGUGCAGGGAAUUGGAGUAGUGGGUGUGUUCGAAGAACACAAUUGCAGUGUGGUACCAUAGAAGGGGAAGAAGAUGGGUUUUUGAGGUUAAGGAAUAUGAAAGUGCCAGACAAUGCUGAGUGGUUGCUUUCAGAUGAUGAACAAAAUUGCAGGAGACUGUGCCUAAAGAAUUGUUUGUGCUCAUCUUAUGCUUAUUAUUUGGGUUUUGGGUGUAUGAUCUGGAAUGGAAGCUUGAUUGACAUACAGGAUUUUUCCCCUGUUGGUGUUGAUCUUUUCAUUCGAUUGGCUCAUUCAGAACUAGGUGACAACAGCAAACAGAAAGUAAUUAUUGCAGUCAUAGUGAUUAUGGGUACUUCUACACUAGCCAUAUUCCUAUACUGUUUAUGGAGGUGGAUGGAUCAACGAUAUGGGAAGACAUCAACAAACAAUGAAGCAAAAUGGAAAUAUUACAGAGUCGGGGCUGGAAUAAGUCAUAAUGGUUACCAUGGUUUACCUUUGUUUAAAUUAAAAGAGUUGAUGGCUGCAACUAGCAGCUUUUCUGAAAACAACAAGCUAGGUCGAGGUGGAUUUGGUCUGGUGUACAAGGGAAUUCUGGAAGAUGGACAAGAGAUAGCUGUAAAAAGACUCUCUACAGCAUCUAUGCAAGGCCCACAAGAAUUUAUGAAUGAAGUAGUUGUAAUCUCGAAACUUCAACACAGAAAUCUUGUCAGAUUGUUGGGCUGUUGUGUAGAAGGAGAAGAGAAACUAUUGGUGUAUGAAUACAUGCCAAAUAAGAGUUUGGAUGCUUUCCUCUUUGAUCACUCAAACCGGGAACAUUUGGACUGGUUGAAGCGCUUCAACAUAAUCAAAGGGAUAUGUAGAGGUCUCCUUUACCUUCAUAGAGAUUCUAGAUUAAGGAUUAUUCAUAGAGAUCUUAAAGCAAGCAACAUUUUAUUGGAUGACAAUCUUAAUCCCAAGAUAUCUGACUUUGGGAUGGCAAGGAUUUUUGAAAACAAUCAAGACCAAGGUGACACCCAAAGGAUUGUUGGCACCUAUGGUUAUAUGUCUCCAGAGUAUGCAAUGGAAGGCCGAUACUCAGAGAAGUCAGAUGUGUUCAGCUUUGGGGUGCUGCUACUAGAGAUUGUUAGUGGAAGAAGGAACAAUAGCUUUACUGAUGAGGAUACAUGGAACCUAUUAAGUCACGCAUGGAAAUUAUGGAAUAAGGAUGAUAUAUUGUCAUUGAUUGAUCCAACAAUUUCAGAGCCCACCUUUCGGUUGGAGAUCUUGAGGUGCAUACAAGUAGGACUAUUGUCUGUGCAAGAAUUUCCUGAAGAUAGACCAAGCAUUACCAUGGCUGUUUCCAUGAUAGAGAGUGAAGUAAUAGAGCUUCCUCGUCCAACACAACCUGGCUUUACAUUAAGAAGAGUUGGUUCUUUGAACGAAGCCCAACGCAAUGGCCGUGAAUGUUUUUCAGUUAAUGGUGUUUCAAUUAGUUCCAUAGGUGGUCGGUGACUAGCAGUUUUGAGCAGAGAGCGCUAUAGUUGCCAUCAUCAAUCUCAUCAUAUAUUGUACAUGGAGGUGGACAUGUCAAGGAAAUGGUGUAACAAGAGUUACAAGAAAGGAGACCAUUGCAAAACUCCAUGACUAAAUACGGAACUAGUAAAGUUGAAGUUGGUAAUUUACUAGUGUUUGGAUCUGGAUUAGUUGGCAAUUGUGACAGACCACUUUCAUGAUAUUAACAAGCUUGGCCAAUGUGGUCUUGGCGCAGUGGGGAAGGAAAAACAGAAGAUGAACAAAAGAUAGUGAUUAGAAAACUUUCGGAAACAUCUGGUCAAGGACUCAAGAAUUCAUGACUGAAGUGUUGAAUUGUUGGUUAUCUUAAACUUCAUCAUGAAAUCUUGUCGAGCUGCUGCAGACCACGGUGCUGUAUAGAAGGAGAAGAGAAAGGCCGGUGUUAUAUAUUGUGCAUACAUUCUUAAGCUCAUUAUCCUACUUGGCAUGGAUAUUGUGGAUUGAUGGCACUGUUCUGUCACUGAUUGAUCCAGCAAUUUCAGAAUCAACCUUCCAUGCAGAAAAUUUGAAGUGUGUACAGCUAGGACUGCUAUGCGUGCAAGAGUUUUCUGAUGAUAGACCGAGUAUUUCUAUGGUUCUUUCGAUGAUUGAGAGUGAGGUUACCUAUCUACCUUGUCCAUUUCAACCUUCUUUACUCAAAGAAGAGUUUAUAAAGCUCAACUAAAUGAUCAUGAAAAUGAUUCUCUUAAUCCUGUAUCUAUUACUUCCUUAAGUGGUCGAUAACUGCCAUUUUGGGCACUGAGUUGUGUAUGUUGUGAUUAGUAUCUAGUGGCCAUUUCUGCCUAGAAUAAUUUUUGACAGAAACUAAUUCUUGUCAGAGAUCAUACCAAGUAUGAAUUUGCAGAUAUCAGACAUUGCCAACUUUCAA